GGCUUCUGCGUCAGUCGACCAUCCGGAUCGAACAACUGCUCAUAACCAUCACAGACGACGACAUGAUGACAACUCGCCUCAUAAACGAGAGGCUGUCGGCACCGUCAUCGUCAGGGAUAUAUCUUUGCCAAACAUGCCAAUCGUUGCCCACUUCAAGCCGCACGAUCAUCCCAUCACUGGUUGCAAAUUUUCACCGUCGGGCAGGCUACUGCUCACAGUAUCACGCCACGGAAAUGUCUUCCACAUCCAUGAGGUGCGUCCAAACAUGGGACCAGGAUCACGACAUGUGUAUAAACUUGCGCGCGGUAUCACUCAUGCAAGCGUGGAGGACAUUGUGUUUAACGAGGAUGAGACGUGGGUGGCAGUAACGACCUCUAGGGGCACUACCCAUCUGUACGCCAUCAAUCCUUUCGGAGGCACGCCAGACGUCGGCGCACACAUGUACACGGGCGUUGUCAACUGGACUGCCACCGCAAUCGAGUAUCCCACAGGGCUGAAUGCGCUCUGCCGAAUCAAGCAGCGACAUCAUGUCCCAGAUGUUAUUCUUUCGGAAGCAUCCAACCCUGACGGAGCUGAACCUCAAAUGCUCAGUACAUCAGAGAAACGCCGGAGCGCUUUGCGCCGACAAAACUCCCAAGACUCGUUGAGCUCGGCAGGAACCGGCACCUCGGAUCAAAGUCAGGGCUAUCUAAGCCGACUUCAGCAGCAUCAUGGCGCAGCGGGCGGAGGAAAACAGCGGGCGAUGAUUGCGGCGUACUUUUUACCCUCUACAACGGUCUUUGCAUCAGAUCCCGGAAAUAUUGCACUGUCUCCUGGUGAAUACGACGGAGGCACAGACGGACCAUUCGGCUCAGAAGGUGGACACUAUCUCAGGAGCGACAGUCCUUCAUCCCACCUUCCUCAAGCUCAUUCCAGCACUUUGCUGAUUAACCGAUCCAAGGCACCCCCUGUUAGCACUGCUGCUAGACUGCAGUCAAAGGCAUCCUCUCUGUGGCAGACGUUGAGCCCGCCUGCAGCUGCAGUGGUGCAACACGCGGCUCAUGGUCUAGCCAGUUUACCGGGCCUUGUUGUUGAAACUAGUCGCCGAGGCCCUGUUGUGGCAGCCCGAAACCGCACUAUGAGCUGGACAGGAUCCCAUAACCAAGGCCCUCCAAAGCAACAUUCUUCAUCGCGAGACGCUCGGGGUGAAGGAGCGAGCAGCGGAACUCAUGGGCGAAGUGCAGAUACACAAAAGAAUGGCAUUGCUAACGGCUCCGAUGUACCACUGGCUGUGCAACAACAGUUGGCCACCCAAAGUGCUUUGUCUGAACCGGAGCGUAGUCCGAGUUUUGCGGACAUUUACGUGUUUAAUCCACUGGGAAUGCUUACUUUGCAUCGCUGUUGGGUCAGCAGCGUCAGGACCAAGAAGACCUACAAUGGUCGUGUCGUGGAGACAUCCGAUUUGGUGCUGGCACCAGAGGAUGUAGCAGAGUGGUCUUUGAACCGCUCUGGAGAUUGGGCUCAAGUCAGAAGGUCACUGGCUCCACUCGCAGGACAAAGAGCACUGCAGCAGGGCAGACCGAAAAAGGCAGUUCAAAGCAAUGCGGGAUCUCGAUGGUUGGCUCAGGCGGAGAUCUCGACUUAUGACAGUGGCAUCCACUCUGGAUGGAAGGGACAAUAUCCAAUUUUGAACCAGACGCUCGCAGCACACGGCGCACAUGGCUCAACCGUGACCCUCACACAACCCCAGCAUCUCCUCUGGAAGUCGCACCAGUUCGUUUUUCAAACCUAUGUUGGUCCUCUCGAGUCGAUUCAGCGAGACUUUGCGGCGGGCAGGUUGCCAGAAACAAAGACGGUGAAUUUACGUCGUGGAAUUGAUAUCGUUGCGGGAAAAGAUGCUCGACCUGUCGAGGCUACGUCCACAGGCACACAGUCGAAGCCUUACAUCUCUGGUGUUCCUGUCUCAGCCGAUGGUGGAGGUGUGCGGGGUCAUGGACGGGUUGAGAGUAUCGAUGGCGACACUGAGGGUCUAUCCCAGCAUCUUUCACAUGCCAUGGACUCGUUCUUGCACAGACAUUCGACCUCUCCAAUCAACCAAGCCCGCAUGUCGCCCUCUGUCGGCAGCGUGAGUCCUUCUUCCUACCGAGGUAAGUCUCGCUUAUUCGCUGCUGCUUGUAUUUUCCGUAUUCAUCACUAUUUCAACUAAUAACCCUAUGUAUCAUAUGAUGUAUGCAAUAGCACAAACAUUGUCGUUUGACGAGGCCUAUCUGAUUAGUUCCGGCAAUGGGUCUGCAAGCCCCAGGACUCACUUUUUCGGCUCUUCAAACCACCCUCCUCACUUUGUCCAGCACACGUUCCUCUCAACGCCUCCAGCAGAGACUGCGCCCAAGGGAAGGGCGAGCGUCAUAUCGGGCACAAGUCCAGCCUCUGCCUCUUCGACCAUCCAAGGGAUGACAGCAUAUGCUGGCACGCUAUCCUCUUCUUUCUCGCCGCAGAUAUCGUCAUAUGGGGAUUCUGGAAUAUUGGGAUUAAAUGGAGGCAUGAACUCUGGAUCGUCUGCUCCCGUUCAUCCACUAAACCGGUC
This is a messenger RNA of Gamsiella multidivaricata, 2563 nucleotides long. RefSeq lists its product as uncharacterized. Gene Ontology annotation, molecular function: protein binding. Gene Ontology annotation, biological process: autophagy; response to starvation. The transcript has 3 exons. Lineage: Eukaryota; Fungi; Mortierellomycota; Mortierellomycetes; Mortierellales; Mortierellaceae. Bases 134 to 2185 code for a protein of 683 amino acids. Gene Ontology annotation, cellular component: cytoplasm. The record is from RefSeq and is a predicted model, not a curated record.